UCAAUGAGCGACCCAAGCCCACAUGGGCACCAUUGACAUAGAUGGGCACAUAGACAGUAAAAGAAGCCCACUGAAGUUUUGACGGCACUAAAUAAGGGUCAGCAUGGCCAGACAGUGGUCUGAGGGCCACUCCACAUCCAUCCUGUGUGUUGGGGCUUCUUCAGGCCCCGAGGGUCUCCUCGCUUCCGGCUCUGAGGGUGGAGAGGUCACGGUGUGGAGCCAAGAGGGGACCAUCAUAGGCCGUCUCACUCUCCCCGGUGAAGAGGACAGCACGAGUGUUGUGUUUUCGCCUGCAGAUCCGGGUCAACUGUAUGUGUCACAUGGAGACACAGUGAGUGUACUCGACCCCAGAAACCUAAAGGGCCCCGUGGAGGAAUUUCAGGGUGCAGGGGAGGAGGAGAUCAAUGCUUUGGCACUAAAUGAGAUGGGUUCAGUCCUGGCAGUGGCUGAUGACUCCGGGGCAAUCCGGGUACUGGAGCUUCCUGGGGGGAAAGUGUGCAGGACUCUUCGUAGACACACUAACAUCUGCUCCUCUGUGGCUUUUCGGCCUCACAGGCCCAAUAACCUGGUGUCUGCUGGACUGGACAUGCAGGUGAUGCUGUGGGGUCUGCAGAAGACACGUCCUCUUUGGACCCUCAACCUCCAGGAAGUAGCAGAGGAAGAAGACGACCAUCAGCAGCGUCCCGGUCAGCUUUUCAACCCGCCACUGGUCCACUGUGUCUCUGUGGCGAGUUGUGGGAACAUUUUGGGUUGUGCGGCAGAGGACGGGCGGGUGCAUUUGAUGCGGAUCGGCAGCGGCUCUAAACUCGAACAGCAGGGAGCAGUCAAGGCCCACAGUCAGGGGGCCUCACAAGCCCACUUUGUUAGUUUCCUUUCCCACCCUCACUGGCUCGUCACUGGGGGGAAUGAUGGCCAGGUCUUCCUGUGGGACCUCAGUAAGCACCCAGUGGUGACUCCCGAGGCAAAGGCCAAAACUGGAGCGUCAGCAGCCCCACGCAGGAAAAGUAAGUGCAAGGCAAGAAGGAAAGAACAAUCCCAGGAUAAAGCAAAGACCCCACCGAAGGUUGAAACACAGAAAGAAGAAGUGGAGGAUGAAGUGGCAGCAAGUGCCGAAGAGGUGACAGAGGAGAAGGCUGGGCCUAAACUGAGCAUCAGUCAUGGGGACAAGGUGAACUGGUUGUGCCCUGCUGUGCUGAAAGGAGAACCCAGUGUGGUGGUCGCAGAUCAGAGCACCAGUCUGACAGUCUACCCUCUGUCUCGACUAUAGAUUCACACACUUUACGUGUUCUUUCAUCUUUUGGUCUCCUUGUAGCAGUGCACCAUUUUGACCUUAUUUUUAGUUUACAUUUUUGAAACUUUUGAGCAUACACUCCUGUGUUUGAUGCUGUUAGAACUGGUAGCAUCAUUAUUUGGAAGUCUGGCCUAAAUGGUGAUUGUGACAGUAGGAACUUGCUCUCCUUUUAAUAAAGGCUGAACUUGUGGGCAGAACCAAACAUAACUAUUGUUCCAGAAAGCACUCCAAAGAGUGGAAGGUAAAUAUUUGCAGAAGCAGACCAUUAUCACAGAAAUCAGUUUUAUAGGAGUUUUCACACAAUAUUCAACAAACUAAAUUGUUUUUUAGGUCUUAUAUAAUGCCAGAUUUACUCAUUGGUGUGUGGCAGGGGUGGAGCCAGAUGUUGUAAAUAUUCUGGGUCCCUUACUAAUGUGCAGUCCUAUAAAAAAUGUCAUCCUUUGAAAUAUACUUUGCAAUAUAUGCGUUUUAGUGGAUUGUAAAACUACCACAUUAUAGUCAAAAUAAAUUCAGCAUGUUUAAA
Molecule: messenger RNA, 1814 nt
Organism: Sander lucioperca (pikeperch)
Lineage: Eukaryota; Metazoa; Chordata; Actinopteri; Perciformes; Percidae
Gene: wdr53
Product: WD repeat domain 53
Exons: 3
Coding region: 104-1267 (387 amino acids)
Molecular function (GO): protein binding
Source: RefSeq, a predicted model, not a curated record